UGAGGAAAGCCACUUCAAGGGCACAGAGCACACGAGGCCGAGUGCAGAAAAAUUUCACUGCCUCACUGAUAGAAACCAAAGUCACAGCUUGUUCUCCUGCCUCUGAGUGGAUCCCACUGAGUCUGGUCUGACAAAGUGAAACACAGAGAUGGCUGAGGCGCAUCAGGCGGUGGGCUUCCAGUUCACUGUGCGCCCAGAUGGUGUCGACCUAAAGCUGAGCCAAGAAGUCAUCAAGAACAUCUACCUGUCAGGAGUGACUGCAUGGAAGAAGAGAGCCAUUCAGUUCAAGAAUGGCGUACUGGCUGGAGUCUACCCUGCCAGCCCGUCCAGCUGGCUGAUAGUUGUGAUCGCCAUGAUGAGCUCCUUGUACAUCCACGUAGACCCCUCUCUAGGAAUGAUCGAUGCCAUCAAGGAAAACCUGCCACACAGUGUCGUACCUUUUCUGAGCAGAGGCUAUAUGUCAGUGCAGACCCGAGCAGUGCUGAGCGCCAUCCUGUUUGCCACUGGACUGUGGCUGUUCCUCAUCUACCUCCUGAGAUACACUCUCAAAGCUCUGCUCUCCUACCAUGGAUGGAUUUUUGAAUCCCACGGAAAAAUGAGCACGUCGACCAAAGUGUGGCUGAGCCUGGUAAAGAUGUUCUCUGGACGCAGACCCCUGCUCUACAGUUUCCAGGCCUCCUUACCCAGACUCCCUGUGCCCAGUGUGGACGACACAAUUCACAGGUACCUUGAGUCAGUUCGUCCUCUGCUGGACACUGAACAGUACCGUCAAAUGGAGGUUUUGGCCAAUGAGUUUAACGAGUCCAUGGCAACCCGGCUGCAGAGGUACCUAAUCCUAAAAUCCUGGUGGGCAACAAAUUACGUUAGUGACUGGUGGGAGGAGUACAUCUACCUCAGGGGCAGGACUCCUAUCAUGGUCAACAGUAACUUCUAUAUAAUGGACCUCUUGUACGUGACCCCGACACACCGACAGGCUGCACGAGCAGGAAACGUGGUCCACGCCAUGCUGCAGUACAGACGCAAACUGGAACGUGGUGAACAUGCACCGCUGAGGGCUUUGGGGACGGUUCCUAUGUGCUCCACUCAGAUGGAGAGGAUGUUCAACACCACCCGCAUCCCUGGCAUUGAAACAGAUAUUGUGCAGCACCUGACAGACCGUAAGCACCUGGUCGUCUACCACAAGGGCCGCUUCUUCCACCUGUGGCUGUACACUGGAGGACGCCACCUCUUACCCAGUGAACUGGAGACUCAGUUUCAAAGGAUCCUCAAUGAUACGUCUGAACCCCAACCAGGAGAACUCAAAUUAGCUGCCUUGACUGCAGGGAACAGGGUACCGUGGGCUCGGGCUCGGAUUAAAUAUUUCAGCCAGGGAGUAAACAAAGUGUCCCUGGAUGCCAUUGAGUCAGCCGCCUUCUUCCUGACACUGGAUGAUGAGCCACAGGGUUAUGACCCUGCAAAGACCAACUCCCUCGACAGUUACGCCAAAUCCCUGCUGCAUGGAAAAUGCUAUGACAGGUGGUUCGACAAGUCUUUCACCUUGAUCUCUUACCCAAAUGGAAAAAUGGGUGUAAAUGCUGAACAUUCUUGGGCUGAUGCACCAAUUGUAGGACACAUGUGGGAGUAUGUCCUUGCAACAGACUGCUUCCAUCUUGGCUACACAGAGGAGGGACACUGCAAAGGGGAUGUGAACAAGGGUCUGCCUCAUCCCACCAGACUGCAGUGGCAGAUUCCAGAGGAGUGCCAAAGUAUCAUUGAAACCUCAUACCUAUCAGCGAAGCAGAUUGCCGAUGACGUGGACUUCCAUGGAUACCUGUUUAAUGACUUUGGGAAAGGCAUGAUCAAGAAGUGCAGGACGAGCCCCGAUGCUUUCAUUCAGCUGGCCUUGCAGCUGGCACAGUUCAGGGACCAGAGAGUGUUCUGCCUAACGUACGAGUCGUCAAUGACUCGUAUGUUCAGAGACGGACGAACGGAGACGGUGCGCUCCUGCACCUCUGAGGCUGUUGCAUUUGUCAGAGCCAUGGAGGAUGCGGGUGCAACGACUGCCCAGAGACUUGCCCUGUUUCGGAAGGCGGCAGAUAAGCAUCAGAACAUGUAUCGUCUGGCCAUGACUGGUUCUGGCAUCGAUCGUCACCUCUUCUGUCUCUACUUAGUGUCCAAAUACCUCGGCGUUGACUCGCCUUUUCUGAAGAAGGUUCUUUCAGAGCCAUGGAAAUUAUCCACCAGCCAGACGCCACAGCAGCAGCUCAACCUCGUUGACAUCAACAAAUUCCCUAAAUAUGUGGGUGCUGGAGGCGGAUUUGGGCCUGUGGCUGAUGACGGUUAUGGUGUGUCUUAUAUCAUUGUUGGAGAAAACCUCAUCACAUUCCACAUCUCCAGCAAGUUCUCCAGCCCUGACACAGACUCGUACCGGUUCGGUCAGCACAUUCAGAAGGCCAUGCUCGAUAUUCAAGCACUUUACAAGCCUGAAAAUGACAAGAAGACGGUAGAGAAGCAUGUGCCGCUGGAAAAUGGGAAAAAGCACAUAUAGCAGGCAGUGCAGGAAGGAGCUGGGCAUUCCACUCAGUCAGACAAAAGGAAUUGUGGUUACUCCUCUAAUUUAUUUCUACUUGUCAGAACUGCUUUGCUUCGUGCUGAGGGAACUCUAAUCUUUAAUAAUGGGAAAUGUUUGGAAAAAGGUUGUUUCUGCACUUUUUUGGUCAGUGUAUGCAAUGGACUGUAUAUAAACCUAAUGUAAAAAAACAACAACUACAUUCUUUAUUUAUGGUAGGAAGUCUGUGUAUAUGAAACUUGUAAAUAUAUAUUUGCCUGAAGAAUUCAGUACUGUGUUUGAAAAUGUCAAUCCUUUGUUAUAGGGCUGUAUUUAUGAAAUUGCUGUUCAUUUUAAGGCGGUUGUCAUUUUUGAUUAAAAAUAAAAACCCCUAAUACACCCAA
Messenger RNA from Stegastes partitus (bicolor damselfish), 2931 nucleotides. It is a transcript of the gene cpt1b, whose product is annotated as carnitine palmitoyltransferase 1B (muscle). NCBI's taxonomy places the organism in Eukaryota, Metazoa, Chordata, Actinopteri, Pomacentridae. Gene Ontology annotation, cellular component: mitochondrion. Gene Ontology annotation, biological process: long-chain fatty acid transport; carnitine metabolic process; fatty acid metabolic process. Bases 149 to 2527 code for a protein of 792 amino acids. Gene Ontology annotation, molecular function: carnitine O-palmitoyltransferase activity. The record is from RefSeq and is a predicted model, not a curated record. The transcript is spliced from 20 exons.